This is a messenger RNA of Vanessa tameamea, 3126 nucleotides long. It is a transcript of the gene Mnn1, whose product is annotated as menin. The coding region runs from base 96 to 1823 and encodes 575 amino acids. The record is from RefSeq and is a predicted model, not a curated record. Gene Ontology annotation, cellular component: histone methyltransferase complex; chromatin; nucleus. NCBI's taxonomy places the organism in Eukaryota, Metazoa, Arthropoda, Insecta, Lepidoptera, Nymphalidae. Gene Ontology annotation, biological process: negative regulation of cell population proliferation; regulation of transcription by RNA polymerase II; negative regulation of cell cycle. The transcript is spliced from 5 exons. Gene Ontology annotation, molecular function: chromatin binding; Y-form DNA binding; transcription cis-regulatory region binding.
AUAGCAAUAUUUAUAAUAAAAAUGUCAACUUCUAACCGGCGUCUGCUGAUGUUGUUGUUUAUUUCUGAAAUUGAAACAAUGUGAAAUGAAAAAUCAUGUCUAGUUUAUCAGAAUAUAAACAUAUAUUUCCUAUAGACAGUAUUCAAAAAGUUUGUGAUCUAUUUGAAGAACAAUUGCGUAGUAGUAAAGAACCGGAUUUGGCAUUGUUUUCUAUCAUUGUAGGGGCAGUUGAAAACAAUCUAACAAACGUUAAAAACAGUGAUAAAGAUGUAAAUUUGGCAUCAAAUAAAUUUGUAAAGAUGAAAUUUCCAUCUGUGGAAUGGGACGAAGUAAAAACUCUUUAUGAGCGAUUUGUAUCUUUAAUGCGUAGCGGCGUUGAUGCGAAGUUACUAAGCGGUGACUUAGCCACUCGUGAUUUGGUCAAAAGAGUAGCUGAUGUCGUUUGGAAUUCGUUAACACGAAGCUACUACAAAGACAGAGCCCAUCUCCAGUCAAUUUACAGCUUUUUGACAGGAAAUAAAUUGGACUGCUUUGGAGUUGCUUUUGCUGUAACUGCAGGCUGCCAAGUCUUAGGCAAAAAUGAUGUUCAUCUUGCAUUAUCAGAAGAUCAUGCUUGGGUAGUCUUUGGAAAGGAUGGAUUAAAUACAGCUGAAGUUACUUGGCAUGGCAAAGGUAAUGAGGACAAAAGAGGUAGAUCGGUAGGAGAAGGGGUGCUUGCACGAUCAUGGCUAUAUGUAGCAGGCAAACCAGUUGUGUGCACCAGGAUAAUGGAGCUGGCUGCAUUGGUUUCUUCCAUAAAUCCUACAUUAACCCCCACAAUUGAUGUUCAUGAAGUGGCACUCAUGCAGCAUAAACUGCUAUGGUUACUUUAUGAUAAAGGUCAUUUGGAAGCAUAUCCUAUGGCUUUGGGCAAUCUUGGAGAUUUAGACGAGUACAUGAAAAUUGCCAAUAAUACAGAGGCUCCAGAAAGUUCAACAAUUAAUGAUGAAAUUGGAGUUAUUAAAUCAAGUAAUUUAAGGCCAGAUUCAGCUUCAUUGUAUAUUCAAUCAAUUCGUUCUUCAAGAACGCAUUAUGAAGAUCGUCAUGUGUACCCAUAUACAUUUCAAGGUGGCUAUUAUCAUAGACACAAAAUGUACAAGGAAGCCUUUCAAGCCUGGGCAUGUGCUGGUGAUGUCAUUAGGCAUUACAACUACUCUAGAGAUGAUGAAGAGAUUUAUAAAGAAUUUUCUGAGAUUGCAAAUGAGCUAAUACCUCAACUGAUGAAAGCUGAGAGUUCAGGACAUUCAGCUAGAUCUAUUUUAAAAGACCCAGAAUGUUUUGCAUCUCUUUUAAGAUUUUAUGAUGGUAUUUGCCAAUGGGAAGAGGGUAGUCAGACACCAAUACUGCAUAUUGGUUGGGCAAAACCACUGGUGAGCACUAUUUCUAAAUUUGAUGCAGAGGUAAGGGCACAAGUUAACAUUAUAUGUAGUCCAGAUAAUGGUGAACCCACUGAGACAACCCAAAAGACAGAUAAAACAAAUGCCAAUGAUGAGAAGGAUAAUGACAGUUGGAAUAAUAAUUCUGAAAAUACCGAAAUGACAGUAAGAGAACAGCUAACCGCCGCAGUUAAUAGUAGACCGCGUGUUACGUUGUACAGCCACAAAAUGGCAGCUCUUAAGCCAUUAUUAUUAGCUGAAAGACUAAACACACAUGCACUACAACUUCAAUUGACAGCUCAAAGUCAAUUACAAAGGCCUCAUCUACCAGCAAAGCGACGAGAUGAUGAAGACCAUAAUCCAUCAGCACCCACAGCACGGGCAAAACGCGCUCGCCGAGAACGCUAAGUUAUUUUAAUACAUAUUUUAUGUAUAUAUUUGUCUUUACUAUAGAAUUAGCAAUUCUAAAUAAUGUCAUAAUCUAUUUUCGAAUCUUUACUAGAAGCUUUAAAAUAUUUUAUUUUAUAGAAACUUUAUCAUUUCAAUAAUUGCUAUAAUGAUGAAAUUACUUUAUACUUACUGUAGUUCUACAUUGUUAUUUUUUUAUUUUAAAAAUGUAGAAUAUAUAAUUAUAUAUUACCUAUUGAAAAUAUUUAACCUUUAAACAGUUAUUAUUGAUAUUUGUUUGAUGCUUUUUUUUAUUAUUAGGUAUGCAAGCCAUAGUGGUGGCUGUUGUAUAGAAGCUCAUAGAAACUAUUUUAAGGUAUUCCUUAUAAUGAUAAUAUGACCUCAAGUUUUUAAAAGUAUCUUAUGAGACAAAUUCAACAUUUCUUAAGAUAGAUUACACUUGUGCUGUUUAUAAUAAUAACUAGUUAAUAAAAAAUAUUAUUAUUUAAUGCUUAUAACUAAUGCAUACAUGACACCCUUACAAAGUAUUAUUUACAAACUUCUACUAAAAGUACCUGUCCUGGAUGAUAUUAUAAAUUUUUGAAUUGCUGUAAGUAUGUAAAAAAAUUGCAAAAAUUAACAAAGGUACAUUAGCUUGUAAUACAAUAUUUAUCCUGAUGGUACAAACCUUUUGUAUUAAAUAUGUACACAAAAAUUGGGAUUAGGGAUAUGAGAAUGUCUCUAAGAAAAAACGCAUUUAAGAGACUCGAGGUAUUGUUAUGUUAUUUAACAAUAAAAUAAUUAUAAUUUGUAUAUUCAUAUAUUUGUGCACAAUCAACCUAUUUAACAUUGACAUAAAAAUGUUACUGAAAGACAAUGUGUAGAUUAUAAUUGUACUACUAUAUUAAACAAUAAUAAUAAUAGACUUAUAUUAUAUACCUCAUUGAAUUUGUUUUAUAAUUUUUUGUAGAGGAUUAUAGAUUUAUUGUGUUAAAAUGUAAUUCCACCAAUCAUGUAGAGUAAAACUCUUUAGUUGUUAACUUUUGAUUGUUUUGUAAUUAUAUUUUGCAAUAUGUGAUAAGGAAAAACUAUAAUAAAAUUUUAUUUUAAAUGAAAACCUAUUUGGGAAAAAUUUCAAAAUUUUAAUGUGAUGACAUUUAAUUUGGUUGAGAAUUAUAAAAUGACUUUACGACUUGUUGUGAUGUACAAAAUUUUUUAAGCCCUAUGAGGGUCUUAAUAAUAUAGUUAUUAAAAGAUUGUGUUAGUUAUCGCAGCUGUAUAAUGUUAAAAUUAUAAUUUGAACAUAUUAAAUAUAAUAUAUUUU